Musa acuminata AAA Group (dessert banana) is the source of this 1086-nucleotide messenger RNA. RefSeq names its product probable polygalacturonase. NCBI's taxonomy places the organism in Eukaryota, Viridiplantae, Streptophyta, Magnoliopsida, Zingiberales, Musaceae. Gene Ontology annotation, biological process: carbohydrate metabolic process. The transcript has 5 exons. Gene Ontology annotation, molecular function: polygalacturonase activity. Bases 1 to 1086 code for a protein of 361 amino acids. The record is from RefSeq and is a predicted model, not a curated record.
AUGCUUACACAAGAUAUCAAUGAGUGGUCGAUCAUUGACCCUUUGCCCUCCUACGGUCGAGGAAGAGAUGCGGCUGCUGGGGGUAGAUACAGUAAUCUCAUCAUGGGAUAUAACCGAACCGAUGUGGUCAUAACAGGGAAUAAUGGAACUAUCGAUGGACAAGGUGAAACCUGGUGGAAAAUGUUCCGUAACAAAGAACUCAAUUACACUCGUGGAUACCUCAUUGAAUUGAUGUACUGCAAACAAGUGCUGAUUUCCAACAUUACAUUGGUUAACUCUCCAUCGUGGAAUGUCCAUCCAGUGUACAGCAGCCACGUAAUCGUCUCAGGCAUCACAAUUCUUGCACCGGUCAACUCUCCCAACACUGAUGGGAUCGAUCCAGACUCAUCCUCCAAUGUCCGCAUUGAGGACUGCUACAUAGUCUCAGGCGAUGACUGCAUCGCCAUUAAAAGCGGUUGGGAUGAGUACGAGAUUGCAUUCAACAUGUCAAGCAAACACAUAGUGAUCAGACGGCUCACCUGCAUCUCCCCCACGAGCGCUGUCAUCGCCCUGGGAAGCGAGAUGUCGGGAGGAAUCCAAGAUGUCCGGGCCGAAGACAUCACGGCCAUCCACUCCGAAUCCGGCGUCAGGAUCAAGACGACCAUCGGAAGGGGAGCUUACGUGAAGGACAUAUUCGUGAGAAGAAUGAAUCUGCACACAAUGAAGUGGGUCUUCUGGAUGACGGGCACCUACGGGCAGCACCCGGACGACAAAUUUGAUCCGAAAGCCAUUCCGGUGGUGCAGAAUAUCAGUUACAGCAACGUGGUGGCCGAGAACGUGACCAUGGCCGCGAAGCUGGAGGGGAUUCCCGGCGCGCCCUUCACCGGAAUAUGCAUCUACAAUGUGACGGCGGAGGUGGUGAAGUCGAAGAAGCCGAUUUGGAACUGCACCGACGUGGAGGGCGUAUCGAGUCACGUGACGCCCACUCCUUGUGCGCAGAUUCCGGAAUAUCCAGAUCGUAUAACGCAUUGCCCCUUCCCUGAAGAUGAUCUACCUGUGAAUGGUGUUGGGCUAGAGGAGUGUGCUUAUCAGAGAGCCAAACCAUGA